GAACCACACACCCAAAAUAACUAAGAGAACCGUAUUUCUCCGCCAUGAAGAAGAGCUCCACGCUGACCACGACCACGUCGAUGCCGGCGAGUCCAACGCUCUCGGCGCAGACGCUCUCCGCCAGCAAGAUCAGCCUGAACAGCAGCCGGUGCGGCUCGGCGGGAUCGGGAUGCGGAUCCGCAUCCGGUUCGAUGCGCUCCGCCUGCCAAUCUCCGGUGCGGCCGGGAAGCGGAUGCGUGGACGCCAUCAAGGCCAAGCGCGAGGAGAUCGAGAUGGACACGCUGCUCGAGAAGGCAAAGUUCUAUACCUCCGUGUGCCUUGGUACGACUGCCAUUUUGUCGGUGUUCACAUUCCUCUUCCUGAUACCCUUCGUCGUGGAUCCCGCCAUCUCAACGAUCAUAGCGGACUAUGAUCCAGUGCCGGUGACCUGCAUCGUCAUCGAUCACAUCUACGCGGAGGGCAUCAAGAACUGCAGCUGGAGCUCCUGCCGCGAGGGCUGCACCUCAUCACUCACCAAGUGCCAUCAGUUGUUUGUCAACUAUACGCGCAUCCCGUUCAGCGAAUGGGAGCGCAAUCCUCGGGACCUAGACACGGUCAACUGGGAUGUGAGCUAUACCAAGUUUCUGAUCAAUUCAGAGGGUUGUGGCUAUCCACCCACGACCAAUUGCAGCAUAUUUGCCAGGCAAUAUGGGUUCUCGCACAUUGGAGAGCCCUUCCCCUGCUACUACAGCAGGGCGUAUCCGGAGGUGGUCAUCGGUCGGUACUCGUGGGAGAACAACCUGUACCACCUCAUCCUGUCGCUGAUCAUACCGAACGUGCUCUUCGCCAUCUCGAUCGGGGUGCUCAGCUAUUGGUACUGCCCCUGCUGCGAGAAGGCCUGCAACAAAUCCUCGCGGGUCUACGCCGAGAAGUUCCCGACCAAGGAAGACAAACUUCUGUGUCACAGUGACGAAGAUGAUGAUAUGGAAUACUAGCAAAAAUAAUAUUAGUUAAAGCCCUUAACAAAUAGCAAAUUCAACUUUGUAGUCUGUACCACACACAUUGCUUACCUAGAAUUAUAAACAAGCAUAUAGAAUUCCAUUUGCCAUCACAUCGGACGAUCAAUAUAUAUAUAUAAAAAUAUAUAAAUCAAGUGGAGCAUCGCCGAAGGAGUAACUUUUUCUCAGCCAUUUUAUUCAACUUUUGCGCUCAAGAGAUUUGUUAACAUAAACUUUGCCAUCAUAUUGUUAUGCUAGUUAUAUGGAAAUUUCGUUGGCUUUAAUGGCUUUUUUUUUUGGAGGCUGCAGCGAUGCUCCAAUCUCGACUUCAAUUUUCACAGAGAUAAUACCAAUACCAAUUAAUGAGUCGCUUGUUUUCAACAAAUUGUGAUAGUAGUCAUAAAAAUAUUAAGUAAAUUCGUAAAACUAACUAAAACGGAAGCGAAAACCAAAAAAAAAACCAAUCAAACAAACAAUUGUAUAGAACCGAAUCCGCUCCAGGCCGCAAAACGCGGCGAAGAUUCAUAGAAACGGGGCGGUACGAACUCCAGAAUGAAAUAAACCCAGAUAAAGAUAGAUAUACUACAAGAUACCAGAUACAAUCCAUUGGGGUUAAGCAGCGGAACCAAAUUAUUCACUCACACAACACGCUCACAUUGGGAAACUCUCAACAUUUUUGAAAUAGUUUUAACGAUCUUAUGUAAAAACCAGCAUCUAAACGGAUUAUAACAGUAUAUAUAUAGGCAUAUAUAUGAAUAUAUAUAUAUAGAUAUAUACGUAUACAUAUAGCUUAGCAGAACCGAUAUAACGCACGUUGCUUAUGAGAAUUUUUUAAAUCAUACAAAACAAACCGAAAGAACAAACCAAUUUGAAUGCAAAACGAUUAAAAAUUUUUUACUUAACGUGUCUUUAUCAAUAAACAAAUUAAACCAG
This is a messenger RNA of Drosophila yakuba, 1910 nucleotides long. RefSeq names its product protein tipE (gene Teh2). The transcript is spliced from 5 exons. Gene Ontology annotation, molecular function: sodium channel regulator activity. Lineage: Eukaryota; Metazoa; Arthropoda; Insecta; Diptera; Drosophilidae. Gene Ontology annotation, biological process: regulation of sodium ion transport. The record is from RefSeq and is a predicted model, not a curated record. Bases 45 to 974 code for a protein of 309 amino acids.